AUGGAGGUAGCUCGUGGCCGCGUCGGCGACUUUGGUAAAUGGCAGAAACCUGAAUACCUUCUUGCGCCCAAUUUCCACAUCCCCCCCGACGGACCGCUUGCUCUUGGCAGGUUCGUGAAAGAAAUCGACCAAUUCCGUGUGCUUAACAAAGGUUCCGCGCGAGUCCCUAUCCCAGAGUCGGACUUGUACUUGGAUGUCAAAAAAGACAUCGUGGCAAGCGUCAACUCGUCCAGCAACCAUGACGCGAAGAUCCUGGCCCAGUAUCUUGACCGCAGCCUCGGCGGCCAUAUUGGAUUCCGGGGAGCCAAGACCGACAGCGAUAUCUUCAACAUUCAGAGAGUGGAGACAACUUCCUUCGACCUAAGCGAGGAGUAUACCACGAAGUGUCGCCAGCUCCCAGACAUCAAAGUCUACCUCGAGCACCACGACUACAAGAAACCGGUCUACCUGAUCACCGGAUUGAAGAUCGUUUAUGGAGCGUCGUUCUCCGUUGCUCAUGGCCAGGCCUCUGGUCAAGAGGCGGGAGCAGGCGUUGCGUUGGGCAACGAGGCACUCAACUUGGAGGUGAAGGGCGAAGCCAGCCACGGCAAGAAUUCGGGCUUUGCAGCCAGGAUCCAAGGUCCAUCCGACUUCGUUCUCGGCAUCCGACUCCAGAAGUUCUACCACAAGAAGAAGUUUCUUCUCAUCGGCGAAAACAUCGCUCACGACAAGCCGGAGGUCGCGAGGGCGGUUUUGAUGGACAGCGACUACACGGCGGAAGACAAGGAUGAUCAGCUCGUCCCUGUGGAGAUGAGCGACGAGGAGGCGACAAAGAUGGUUCUUUAA
This is a messenger RNA of Clonostachys solani, 825 nucleotides long. NCBI's taxonomy places the organism in Eukaryota, Fungi, Ascomycota, Sordariomycetes, Hypocreales, Bionectriaceae. The record is from the annotation of a GenBank genome assembly.